This is a messenger RNA of Aedes aegypti (yellow fever mosquito), 943 nucleotides long. RefSeq lists its product as uncharacterized. NCBI's taxonomy places the organism in Eukaryota, Metazoa, Arthropoda, Insecta, Diptera, Culicidae. The coding region runs from base 208 to 885 and encodes 225 amino acids. The transcript is spliced from 3 exons. The record is from RefSeq and is a predicted model, not a curated record.
GUAGAGCAGGUAGACGCAUUCCACCCAAAGGGACACUUUGGCAAACGAAGAAAAGAUAUUUUAUAUUACUACAAUUGCGGCAGGGGCUUCAGUUUUGUGCAACUUGUCCGAGAUUGAAGAACCCGGUGUCGUUCUAGAAACGAAAUUCGUGUGCUUCAAAAACUGUGUUUGUGCGAUAAGAAAGGAUAAGAACCAAGCGGAAGCAGGAUGAGGUUCUGGAACAUUCCACUGCUAGCGACGGGCGCAGUGCUUUUGGCAUUAAUCAUCGGUGAAAUCAGUUGCAGUGCGCACGAGUUCGAUAAUAAUGAUCUAAGCUACAAUGCAAACAGUAGGCAGCAGCAUGGAGGGUCCCAAGCAGGGCCUUCCACCUCGAUGGGUCGCGGUUUUGCCGAAUCGGCGAGGGAUUUGAUUAUGAGUCCUGCGGGACAGUUGGCAGUUUCGUUCGCGAAGGAGAUGAUUAGCCGAUCGGCCGGGAAUAGUCAGGUUUUGAGUCUGAACCUCACCAACUUGCUGAUUCUAUUUCUGCUCAAAGCACUGAUCUUUGCUGCCGGGUUGAUCGGUGCCGGCAAUUGGGGUGCUUAUGGCCGAGGACGGAGCGAAGGCGGAUCAUUUUUCUAUCCGGGUGAACCGGGGCUGAUGAUUGGUUACCUCGCGGCAGAAGGCUCCGGCCAGGAAGGUUGCAUGUUGCAAAGCGCUUGUAUGUCACCGCACACGGCCAAUGAAUACGCCCGAGCUGCCAGCGCGUUGGUCAAGGGAGCGGAAAUCUUCGACCCGGAAAUUCCCAAGAACAGCAAAUACAACCACCUACUGAUUCAACUCGAUCGGGCCAUCAUGGAGGGUCUUCAAGGGGCACCGUGCGAUAUGAUUUAUCCUUGUCACUUGUAGGUUGGACGUUCUUUCUGUACAGUGUUUUUCGAACAUAAGUGAGCAAUUUUGGACGAAA